Pseudocercospora fijiensis CIRAD86 is the source of this 1552-nucleotide messenger RNA. RefSeq lists its product as uncharacterized. The record is from RefSeq and is a predicted model, not a curated record. The transcript has 6 exons. NCBI's taxonomy places the organism in Eukaryota, Fungi, Ascomycota, Dothideomycetes, Mycosphaerellales, Mycosphaerellaceae. The annotation marks the transcript as partial.
AUGGUUCUAUUGCCAACCGUGCAAGACAUCGAAGGUGAGGGUCGCACAAAAAUUGCUUACUCAGCCACGAAGCUCGCAAAGUUCGGCGGCAGUGCUUGCCGGAGUUUACCCGUCGACUUCAUGCUUUUCUGCUCACGCGCGACUUCCACACGCCGCCCAAACGACAUCUUCGCGGCGGUCCGCGCCUCGCACCUCGCACCUCGCACCUCGACAUUCCCAAACCUCCAACAUAUCACUGGCGCCGCGCGACCCGAUAUCCAUACCACCGCGAUCACCGCCGAUGAAGCAAACGGAGCAGGCGACACUCCUUCCCCAUCCCCAGCCGCGCCAAUAUCAACGCCUACAAGCAAUAUGGCAGAUGCGAAGAGCUCGCUGAAUCCAGCGUCGGUGGAAUUCGCUAGAUCGCUCGAAUUGGAGUCCAUACCCGAGAAGCUUCGCUGCGCGACAUGCAACAGACUCGCCAUUCAUGCCGUGAAGCUGGGCUGCUGCGAUAGCACAAUCUGCGGCGAGUGCAACGACUCACUUAGUGGGGAUUCAUGCCCUGUGUGUGAGCACUCUCCAUUCUCCCCAGACCUGGUAUCGCCCGCAAAAAGCUUGCAGACCACCGUCAAGGUCUUUAUCAAGAACGAGGCGAAGAAGCGCGGCAUUGAUCUCACCGGAAAUACGCCAAAACCACUCGCUCCAGCAGCAGCAGCUUUCGAGACUCCGCCUGUAGCAGCCGCCACACUCACACUGGCAGAGUCAGGGCCCGCGCCGACUCCAGCUGUGGAGGGCGACGCGGGAGCUGCUAUUGCGCCAGAAGAAGCCGCGCCGUCGGCAGAGCUAGGGGCGGCGUCAGAACAAGAGCUCGACACUGCACCUGCGGAUGGAGAUCUGGAGUCGGCCGGAGAGAAGGCUCAAGAUGCGGAGCAGGAUGAAGAUGACGACGAUGACGAUGAUGUUGUGAUCACAACCGAGAGACCUGAAAAUGAAGAACAGCAGUACUCAGCAGAGGGAGACCAGCAGUACAAUAACCAGGCUAAUGGCGAGAGCGAGAAUACCAAUCAGAACAUGCAAAUGGAUCAGCAGCAACAACAGGAUUUCAAUAACUUCAACCAAGGCAUGAACGGAUUCGGCAACAACAACUUUGGCAAUAUGAACAUGAAUGGCUUCAACCCGAUGAUGGGAAUGCCAAACUUCAUGGCCAUGCCAAACAUGAUGGGCAUGAACAUGGACCCCUCAAUGAUGUUCGGAGGCAACUUCGGCGGCAUGGGCGAUAUGAGUGCUAUGAUGGGCAUGGGGAUGGGCAACAUGGGUGGCGGCAUGUCUGGUAUGGGCGACUUCAAUGGCAUGAAUGGGCCCGGUUUCUUUCCCAAUCAAGGAAACUAUAUGCAAUCACAGAAUUUCGGAAACGGUCCUCGGUCGAAUGAUUUCUACAAUAAUCGUGGCUACGGUCGUGGUUACGGCCGUGGCUUCGGUAGAGGAGCUCGAGGUAACCAAUACGGCCGUGGCCGUGGUAGCUGGCAAUACCAGCAACAACAGCAGUAUGGCAACCAUAGUCAGUUUGCGCAAC